AACUAGCAGAUAAAACGAAUAAUAUUCAUAUCUGGACUAGGUAGCCUAACAACGAGAAUAUCGAAUCUGGGGAAGAAGAAGAAAAGGAAAUCUAUCUAGGCGAUGAACGGACUUUAUAGGCAUUUGUGUGGUACGGCUUAAGCCCUUGUUUGCCCAUAUUGCUUGUAUGGCAUCGUUUGAUAUGUUGGCGCUGUUUGUCUGGCGUUGAGCCGUUGAGCCGUCACAAUUCCCACCACAUACAACCCACUUUCUACAACCGCUUGAUGGCAUCCCUUUCAAACUAUAUAAGCAUUAUCAUGGUGGUGAUGUUUGUGAGGCAGCAAAAGAUGGGUAUGAUACUUUUGAGAGGCAGGAAUUCCUUGCAAAACUUCCUAGUCUUCAACAAAUGACAUUUUCUGGAAGAACAAUCCAAUAUUCAUUCAAAUCAUGUGGCAUAUUUCCUUUUGAUCCAUUUAUUGUUUUGGAUCCAUUAAAAAGGAAGCUGCCUUUGGACAAUGAGAAUCCUCUGGAAAUGUGGUUUGGAGAAGGGAAUGGGCCUACUGGGAGUCCUAAAUCUACUACUCCAUCAUCAAUUACCUCUUCACCAAAGACACUCCAGCGCUUUCAGAAAGAUAUUAAGAAGGUGCAGAGAGGUCUAAAUGGUAUUGAAGAGGCUCUAGACUCUCUUUCUCCUCAUCUUAAAGGGCAGAUCGAUCGAGUUCUCAGUGGUGGGCUUUUUCAAGCAGAGGCUAAUGCCCAUCGUGAGGAAGAGGUUAAUAGGCUUUUGACCUCUGCCAAACAAAGGAAUAAGCCUCGAUCUCGCAGACUAGUGAAAGGUCCUGCCUCAUUGAGUGAUACAGGCUACUUAACUGUUAAAGAUGCCAAACACCAUAUUAAUAGGCGUGUAGAGAAGGAAAAGCAUCAGGGUCAGGGUAGGAAGCGGCGGCAUCAGCAGGAUGAUAAGGAGAAUACCCCCGUAAAUACUGCAGAUAAUAGCUAAAUUUUAUAUUCCUAUGAUAGAGUAGGACCUAGAUUAUAUAGAAAUUAAUU
Messenger RNA from Aspergillus glaucus CBS 516.65, 1029 nucleotides. RefSeq lists its product as uncharacterized. The record is from RefSeq and is a predicted model, not a curated record. The transcript has a single exon. The coding region runs from base 386 to 979 and encodes 197 amino acids. NCBI's taxonomy places the organism in Eukaryota, Fungi, Ascomycota, Eurotiomycetes, Eurotiales, Aspergillaceae.